AUGUAUCGGUUGCUACUCGGCACUGCUCUCAUCUUCAGAUUCGGGAGAGCAUCCCCAACUUCAGCUCCAGAUAGCGGGGAGAUUAGUUUACGAGAUCUAGCGGAACCGCGGUUUUUUGGAGCGGCGGCAAACACGACAUUCUUGUUUCAUGAUCAGAACUACACGCGGUUGGCGGAGACGCAGUUCUCGAUCUUCACUCCCGAAAACGAGAUGAAAUGGGAAAACAUUGAACCUUUCCCGAACGUCUUCAAUUUUACGGCUGCCGAUGAGAUUGUGAGGUUCUCUGAGUUUAGUCAUGCGAAAGUUAGAGGGCAUAAUUUCAUGUGGGGAAACCAACUGCCGCCUUGGGUCAACGAUUCUCUUUCGGCCACCGAGUUGGAUCGCGUUUUGAAGAAUCAUAUCGACAAGAUUAUGAAUCAUUAUCGUGGAAAGCUGUAUGCUUGGGAUGUGAUUAACGAGCUUAUUAGUGACACUCCAAACGCAACUUUCAAAGAUAUUAUCUGGACUAGGAAAUUCGGGGAGGAAGCCAUGCCGAAAGCUCUGGUGUACGCUCGGCAGGCAGACCCGCAGCCGAGACUGUAUAUUAACGAUUACGGUAUUGAAGGGAUCAACGGUAAAUCUAAUACCCUUUUCGAAGUCGUGAAAUCGUUCAAAGAAGAUGGUAUCCUCCUUGAUGGCAUCGGAUUCCAGUGUCACUUGACACUCGGCCAAGUGCCUCCUGAUCUACAAGAGAACCUACAGCGAUUUGCAGACCUUGACUUGGACGUUGCCAUCACGGAGCUUGAUAUUAACUUGCGAGGGCCAGCGAACGAUACGGCGCUUGCGCAACAGGCCAAGGAUUAUGAAGAAAUUGUGAAUGCGUGUGUGGCUGUGAAACGGUGUGUUAGUGUGACGGUCUGGGGCGUAUCUGAUGACCAUAGUUGGAUUCCUCAUGGAGAAGUGUUACCUUGGGAUGGGGAAAAACGGCCAAAGCCGGCAUUCUUUGCUAUCGCGGAAGCUUUCGGGGAGUCCACUAGUUCGGGUUGA
This is a messenger RNA of Marasmius oreades (fairy-ring Marasmius), 1026 nucleotides long. RefSeq lists its product as uncharacterized. Lineage: Eukaryota; Fungi; Basidiomycota; Agaricomycetes; Agaricales; Marasmiaceae. Gene Ontology annotation, molecular function: hydrolase activity, hydrolyzing O-glycosyl compounds. The record is from RefSeq and is a predicted model, not a curated record. Gene Ontology annotation, biological process: carbohydrate metabolic process. The transcript has 8 exons. Bases 1 to 1026 code for a protein of 341 amino acids.